This is a messenger RNA of Daphnia magna, 1173 nucleotides long. RefSeq names its product complement factor D. The record is from RefSeq and is a predicted model, not a curated record. NCBI's taxonomy places the organism in Eukaryota, Metazoa, Arthropoda, Branchiopoda, Diplostraca, Daphniidae. The transcript is spliced from 7 exons. Gene Ontology annotation, biological process: proteolysis. Gene Ontology annotation, molecular function: serine-type endopeptidase activity. Bases 16 to 1110 code for a protein of 364 amino acids.
AUUUUUUUCAAUUUGAUGAACAAUCCGUUUCAUCCAUUUUGCCAAUCGUUUGUCCCAGCGGACACUCAGAUUCCGUUAGAGAUUCAAAAGGUCAUCGGAGAUCAACUAGGAUUUGUAUAUCUCGUCGAUAGCAACAAGGUUUACAGGGUUACAACACCAGUCCGUGUUUUGACGUGGAAUCUUUCGGCUAUCAGAGGGUUGGCGUUCAAACUCCGGUCGGCUUCUAUAAUAAGUGGAGGUGAAACGGGAACGAAUUCAACAGUUGAACGCAAUCUACCGAGUCAACAAAAAGCCAUGCUAUCCGCGCUUGUUUUCACCGUUCUCCUCACCUUUGUCUCAGGAGCGCCAAAUGGCGGGACCGGACGAUUGAUAGGUGGCUCUCAAGCAGCUGCAGGUCAAUUCCCGUUCGUCGUUUCCAUUUCUCGAUUUGACCAACACAUUUGCGGUGGAUUCAUUUACAACGACAGGUGGAUCGUCACGACAGCCAAAUGCAUUUCUGGGAAACCAAAGGAAGAAUUGAAAGUAACUAUUGGUGCCCUGUCAUUGAUCACACCUGAACCGGAGGAGCAAAUCAUUACCAUUUUGGACAUGGUUGUGUUUGACCUGUACGAAGAAGCGACUCAAAAACACGACAUCGCUCUUAUCGAGCUUUCCAGGCCGAUCGUGUUCGGCACAAAUGCUCAACCAAUCCGUUACGAUGAAAUCGACGAACUGGCCACACCGUGGGACGCUAAAAUCGUCGGAUGGGGAGCAACUUUUGAAGGUGGAGUUCCAGCCACGAGAUUGCGUUGGGCCCCCAUUGACGAUCUCGCAGCUGACUGUCGUGCUUACGGUAUUGACCAGUACGUUCAGAAUUUGAUGAUUUGCGCUGGCUCGACAACAGGAACCAUCUCUCCAUGCCAAUAUGACGAGGGUACACCUCUAACGCAAAUCGCUAAUUACGGAGGAGUCCAGGAAGAAAUCGUUGUCGGCAUCAUGUCGAAGAAUCAAGGCUGCACUGACCUGACUAUUCCAUCCAUUUACACUCGUUUGGCUACCUACUAUUCGUGGCUGCUGCAGACGGCAGGACAGCAACCGGCUCCCACUCGCACCUACGUCAAUUCGAAAUAGAAUGUUGUCUUUACUUUGUGUAAUAUUUCUGAGUCCUACAUAAAUCGUCAUCUUAUAGCCAGA